AUAAAUAUUUAUAAAUUUGACGUCUAAAUUGAGUAUCGUAGGAUUACAAAAAAAGGGCACAUACCAAACUUUACGUCAGAGGAUUCAAGCCAAUAAAAAUAGAUCUAUUGCCCUGCGAACUCUCUUUUUUGGGAAGACAUCUGUCCACGAAUACAAUCAAUCCAGCUUUAAAAAGAUGGCACCGCAAGAUUCAUUUAUCGAUCGACUUCCGUUCGAGACAGUUGUUGCGAUAUUUUCUCAUCUUAAUAAGCAACAAUGCCUCAUUUGCAUGAGCGUUUGCCAUGACUGGUUUGAACGCUUACCGUUUUAUGUAAAGGAUACUUGGGCGACAGUACGGUUUACCGAAAACAAAUCUCGCAUAAAGGACAUUUUCCGAGACCGAUGCUUGGGAAAACAUGUCAAGAAGGUUGAAUUCGAUACGUUUAUUCAAGAAGACGCUCUUUAUGCAAUGCUGAAAAGGCUCAUUGAACUCAAGUGUGAUGAAAUAAAAUCCAUAGCUACGUAACAAGGAAGGACUCGAAAAGAAGAACAUACGACUAACUUGUUAUAUGGUAUUUCUUUCUAGCCUUCGUCAAUUGUAUUACAGAUGAUCAAGGCCG
Zychaea mexicana is the source of this 599-nucleotide messenger RNA. RefSeq lists its product as uncharacterized. The record is from RefSeq and is a predicted model, not a curated record. NCBI's taxonomy places the organism in Eukaryota, Fungi, Mucoromycota, Mucoromycetes, Mucorales, Lichtheimiaceae. Gene Ontology annotation, molecular function: protein binding. Bases 176 to 505 code for a protein of 109 amino acids. The transcript has 2 exons.